AUGAGUCGAGAAAGUGAUAUUCCAAUCUUCCAUGCGCCGGAAAAAUGUAUACGUACGAAAAAACAAAUGAAUCUUUUUUCUGGUUCUGAGUCAGAGAGAAGGUUUGUUCACUUUAUUCAAGAGCUGAACACCUCGGUUAUUGGAACAAAGAAUGGGAACAUUCACGUUACAACUAAGAGUAUUCAGGCCCUUCUUGAUAUUUUGAACCAACUGGAGAUAUGGGUGAGUGAAAUAUCACCAACAACUUCUGUGACACGAUAUGGUAAUGUUGCUUUUCGAAGUUGGCUUGCUCAUUUAGAGAAGAACUCAAAUGUACAUUACUCCCUCCAUCGAUGCAGGUACACUAUUGAACGUAUUUAUGCUGGAAUGAAACUGAUAAGAAAUCAGGAUGCGAAAGUUGAACUUAUUCCGUACAUUCUUCAAAGCUUUGGGGAUCCUUCCAGGAUAGAUUAUGGGACGGGUCAUGAAUUGAACUUCGUAGCUCUCAUGUAUUGUCUUUAUUCACUUGGGAUUUUUGUAAAGGACGAUUUCAGUUCUCUUGUCAAUUUUGUUUUUAAGGAAUAUGUCAAGCUCGUACGAAAACUGCAAAGAGUAUACCGGCUCGAACCAGCUGGUUCUCGUGGUGUUUGGGGGUUGGAUGAUUAUACUUUCCUUUCUUUUUACUGGGGAGCCGCUCAACUGGUUGGACAUUUCUCACCAAAUAGCGUUCGGGAUGAAAAAAUAUUAAAAGAAAAUUCGGAUGACUUUCUGUAUUUCUCAUCAAUAAAGUACAUCAAAGAGAUGAAGAGUGGUCCGCUUUCAGAAACAGCUCCCAUAUUGUAUGAUAUUAGUUUUCUCCCAACCUGGAAAAAGAUAAAUUCAGGACUAUUAAAAAUGUUUAAGGCUGAAUGUCUCGGUAACUUCCUCGUGAUGCAACACUUUCUGUUUGGUUCAAUUAUUACUCUCGAACCAAAGUAG
Messenger RNA from Bathycoccus prasinos, 957 nucleotides. It is a transcript of the gene PTPA, whose product is annotated as Phosphotyrosyl phosphatase activator, PTPA. The record is from RefSeq and is a predicted model, not a curated record. Gene Ontology annotation, cellular component: nucleus; cytoplasm; protein phosphatase type 2A complex. Lineage: Eukaryota; Viridiplantae; Chlorophyta; Mamiellophyceae; Mamiellales; Bathycoccaceae. The transcript has 7 exons. Gene Ontology annotation, biological process: mitotic spindle organization. The coding region runs from base 1 to 957 and encodes 318 amino acids. Gene Ontology annotation, molecular function: peptidyl-prolyl cis-trans isomerase activity; protein tyrosine phosphatase activator activity.